Molecule: messenger RNA, 1411 nt
Organism: Ostrea edulis (European flat oyster)
Lineage: Eukaryota; Metazoa; Mollusca; Bivalvia; Ostreida; Ostreidae
Exons: 1
Coding region: 63-992 (309 amino acids)
Biological process (GO): protein polyubiquitination; proteasome-mediated ubiquitin-dependent protein catabolic process
Molecular function (GO): ubiquitin protein ligase activity; protein binding
Source: RefSeq, a predicted model, not a curated record
AAGUCCGAGUUACAUUACCAAGUUUCUCUCCUCAGAAAAUAAACACAGACCAGCUCCGUGAAAUGUUUGGUUCUCUGUCACCAUUAUCCAUUAACACAGAAGAACAUGGCGACACAAUGAAGUCACCAGAAACUGUAUCGUCUCCUCCAGUCAAACCACUGCUUGAUGAGCCACGACACAUCGCCACCAUAGGCACUUGGUAUGGAAACGGACUACGCAGUGUUAGAUGUCUCAAUGAAGAUCAAGUCUGGACAUGUGGUGAUAACAAAACCAUGAAGCUCCUCAACCUCCAUGUUAACAAAAUCAUGGAGUUCCUUAACCUCCAAAGUAAACUACUGACAUCAAUACAAACUGAGUCAGGAAACAGACCACGGGACAUAGCAGUGACACGGAACGGAGAUCUUGUUUAUACUGACUAUAACACUGUAAACAUUGUUAAGAAUAAACAGAUACAGACCGUGAUCACACUACAGGGGUGGGGACCUCGCUAUGUCUGCAUUACCGCCUCCGAUGAUCUACUCGUUACCAUGAUCAGUGAUGAUAAAACACAAUCCAAAGUUGUGCGUUACUCUGGCUCCACAGAGAAACAAAGCAUUCAGUUUGAUGAUCAGGGUCAUCCUCUCUAUUCAUCUGAUUGUCACUAUAAAUACAUUAGUGAGAACAGGAACCUGGAUAUCUGUGUGGCUGACGGGUCAGCUAGUGCAGUAGUGGUGGUCAAUCAGUCAGGAAAGCUCCGAUUCAGAUACACUGGUCAUCCCUCUAAUACCGAGCAAUCAUUUUAUCCAGUCGGCAUCACUACAGACAGCCAGAGUCACAUCUUGACAGCAGACUUUUACAAUGACUGUAUCCACAUCCUAGAUCAGGACGGACAGUUCCUUCGUUACAUUCACUGUGAUUUACGCGAUCCAUGGGGUUUAUGUGUGGACAUCAGAGACAACCUCGUUGUGGCUGAGUGUGUCACUGCUAAAGUUAAGAAAAUCCAAUAUCUAUAAGCACAGUGUUAAUUACACAUCUCAACACUCUGUUAAUUACAUCUACCAACACAGUGUUAAUUACAGCUCUGUGUAGAUUACAGAUAUUACACCGUGUUAAUUACAGCUCUAUGUAGAUUACAGAUAUUACACCAUGUUAAUUACAGCUCUGUGUAGAUUACAGAUAUUAAACAGUGUUAAUUACAUCUACAAAACUCUGUCAAUUACACAUCUAAACACUGUUAAUUACAUUUCUGUGUGUUAAUUACAGUCCUGUGUUAAUUACAGCAGUGUUUGUGAUGUGUAACUAACCUGUGUAUUGACACAAAGCAGAUUUGUGGUUGUUUGUGUCUGAACAUUAUUCUGUUUGUUUAUUAUAUCUUUUCAUAUCUGUUUUAUCUUUGAAUGUAUAUAUAGAUUCUAGAUAAACAUUAUCUAGA